Amblyraja radiata (thorny skate) is the source of this 1294-nucleotide messenger RNA. Its product is annotated as homeobox protein vent1. Bases 295 to 1128 code for a protein of 277 amino acids. NCBI's taxonomy places the organism in Eukaryota, Metazoa, Chordata, Chondrichthyes, Rajiformes, Rajidae. The transcript is spliced from 3 exons. Gene Ontology annotation, cellular component: nucleus. The record is from RefSeq and is a predicted model, not a curated record. Gene Ontology annotation, biological process: cell differentiation; regulation of transcription by RNA polymerase II. Gene Ontology annotation, molecular function: RNA polymerase II cis-regulatory region sequence-specific DNA binding; DNA-binding transcription factor activity, RNA polymerase II-specific.
UUUAUCAUGCCUAUUUGCUAAACAGCAAGGGUUCCUCAGAUGUGUCAUUUUAAUGUCCCAUUCAAAAGGGCCAGAGAGAAGGGACGCAGACUUGGUGGAGCCAGCCCACACGGAUUUACCGGAUACUCAAGCACAUUAAUGAUUUCCUAAAUUAGAGCCAAUUGUUCGGCAUUGUCCGCCCGUUAUCUUCGCUUUGAAGUGUCUUCACACAUGGAAAUUGGCGACAAGGCAAGGCCACAUAAAUGAAGGUGGCGGCAUCGCGGCAGCCAGACGGACCUGGGAUCGGGCAGGGAGAUGGUGAAAGGAAUUUUUUCGAUAGACUGGCUCGCCCAAAGCAGUCGCGACGGGCGCAUUGAGAAGAAACCAGAAGUGGGCGAUUGCAAUCCCAAUGCUCCCCUUUCCCUGAGCUCUCACGCUGAAAACGCAACAAACACCUGCCAACCGGCACCACCAUCUACUACUGGAGACUCCACGCCCGAAAUAAAAAGAUUACAACUGCCUGGAUCGUGUGAUCGCGACCCAGAGCAAGCAGUGGACACAGCAGCCAGUGACUUGAGCAUACAGGAGGAUAGCUGCGGCUCGGAGAGCGAGUCCGGUCGCUCGGAGGGUUCGGCCAGGGGCGGGCGAGGGAGAAGCGUGGACUCGGAGUGCGAGUACGACGCCCGUCGCCGGGUGCGAACCGCGUUCACAGCCCAACAGAUCCACAAACUGGAGAAGAAGUUCAAGCGGCAAACUUACCUGGGGGCGUCCGAGAGGAGCAAGCUGGCCGCCCUUCUCCACCUGUCCGAGACCCAGGUGAAGACGUGGUUUCAGAACCGGAGGAUGAAGUUGAAGCGCCAGUUGCAGGAUUUGUGCUCCGUGUCGUUCGCCGCUCCUGCGUUGUUGACCCAUUCGCUGCCGAUGAGGGAGCCGCUCUUCACUCCAUGCGCCGGGUUCCCCGGGUUCUACACGAACGACCGCUCCGUCCACCAAACCACCAACGGCCCCCACCGACCCCCACAGCCGGCUUACCCGCCGCCCAUCCACCGCUACAGCCCGACUGUGGAGCAGAGCUUCUCGCGGUACCAACCUUACCUUUACCCGCUGAUGCUGGAGCCAUCUCCAGUGGGAUUGCACGUCUAUUCCUGAGACCUGUCGCGGUUUCUACAAUCCAGAACAGACGGACUUGUUUUUGGGAAGCGGCGGCGUGCAAUGCAAUUAGCAAGAGAGCAAAAUGUGGUUGUAAUUUUUCUCUCAUGCUUUAUUUAAUGCCCUAUUUAAUGCUGUAUUUUUUUCAGUCUAUUUUGAUUAUAAA